UUGUUUUCUCGCGUCGCGUCUCUCGCGUUCAAUUUGGAUGGGGUGUCCCUCCCUCUCCUCCGGUAACCUCAUUUAUUGUGUGCUACCCACGGGUCCCUUGAAUUGAAUAUGUGGACCACGAAUGAUAGUAACACUGGAUUCUAAUGUAGCUAUGUAGAAAUAUUUGUAUCCGCAGCACAAGAGAUCAACCGACAGACAGCACGAGGCCGCAUCUCAUCUCCUGUGAACUUCACACCAAUGGCUGAUUCAGACAGCACGUCUACAUCUGAUCGAAAGCCGCACUGCCCACAUACACCUGUCCCACUUUCAUUGCCUUUCCUGAGAGAGGGCAGUAAUGUCUUGGAGAGGAAACCGCCCCAAACAGGGGAACCACUUAGUCCACUGCCAACCAAACGCACACGCACCUAUUCAACAUCCAUAAGAGCCAAAUCUGGACCUGUAUUCAAGGGCAUUUGCAAGAACUUCUCAAGGUCACAAGGUCAUGGAUUCAUUUGCCCCUCCCAUGGAGGAGAAGACAUAUUUGUUCACAUCUCAGAUAUUGAGGGGGAAUAUGUGCCAAUGGAGGGGGAUGAGGUGACCUACAAAGUGUGCCCUGUUCCUCCCAAGAACAUAAAGUUCCAAGCCGUUGAGGUGGUCAUCACCAACCUGUCUUCCGGAAGGAAGCAUGAGACCUGGUCUGGGCAAGUUAUCAGCUCCUAGCUCACACAUUCAGAGCCCAAUAGAAGAAUAAAGGCAGAGAGGGAUAGGAAGGGGUUUAACUUGAGGUGCUCAUGUUGGCGUAAAAUAGUGUUGUGUGUAAGUAGGAUAGGGAUGGAAUAGCAAUUAUGUUUAUGCAACUGUUGUUUUCUCCAGUCUGGCAAAUAAGCAACAGGAAGUUGGUGAGAAGUCUGUUUGGAAAAUGUUUUGAGAUGCAAGUCAGCUGAGCUUUAAUAUAGCAUUUGCCGAACAUAACAUAACAUAACUGUGAAAAAAAAGCAGCAGUUUCUCUUGUUUAUUUGAAAUUUUGUCCUUUAUAUGUAAUUAAUUAUGUAUUUAUUUUUUCUUUAUGUACAGAGACUUUUAAGUUUAUUGUGAUGUGUAUGUCCAAGUCAUUUAUGUAAAACCAAUUUCCUUAAAUAAAUUAAUGCACAUCAAUGAAAA
Carassius carassius (crucian carp) is the source of this 1140-nucleotide messenger RNA. It is a transcript of the gene csdc2a, whose product is annotated as cold shock domain containing C2, RNA binding a. The coding region runs from base 238 to 699 and encodes 153 amino acids. Gene Ontology annotation, molecular function: mRNA 3'-UTR binding. Gene Ontology annotation, biological process: regulation of mRNA stability. The record is from RefSeq and is a predicted model, not a curated record. Gene Ontology annotation, cellular component: cytoplasm. NCBI's taxonomy places the organism in Eukaryota, Metazoa, Chordata, Actinopteri, Cypriniformes, Cyprinidae. The transcript is spliced from 4 exons.